CGCUCAGAUGCCCGUGGGAACACCAGUGGAGGAGGAGAGCCGCCGCGGAGAAGAGCUCUGCAAUGAACAAGACCAAGAGGAAACCCAAUGUGGAGAGCUCUGGUGUGCUAAAGAGCAGGAAGCUGGUCCAGCGGAGGAGGAAUACAUGUCCCAGUCCUCAGGACAUCAGCCGGGCCCUGCAGAGCCCCAGCUCUGCUCCCAGCGCCAGCGCUGCCAGCCUGGAUGAGCUCAUACAUCGCUGCCUGAACUGUUUUGAUUUAGAGGGGAAGCAUUCCAGCCCCAGAGGGUCCCAGCUGGUCCACAUGACCCUGAUGAUGCACAGUUGGGUCGUGCCAUCUCAGACGUUCGCCCAGAAACUUCUCACCCUCUAUAAGGAUUGUCCCUCCGACAAGAGAGGGCUGAGGCGGGCACAGAUCUGCCACCUUGUCAGGCAGUGGAUCAGCCAGUUCCCAGCGGUAUUUGAGGCAGACCCCCUUCUCGAGCAGACCAUGGGGGACCUGUGGGCGCUGGUACGGUCAGACGGAGAGGAGGCGCACUCGCAGCUCAUUGACACCUCCUGCCUAAGCCCUCAUGCAAAUGUAUCUCAGGCACCCUCGCCGUCUGUGAAGAAGAGGAAGGUGUCUUUGAUCUUCGACCACAUGGAGCCUGAUGAGAUGGCUGAGCACCUCAGCUACCUGGAGUUCAAGAACUUCUGUAGCGUUUCGUUCUUGGACUACCGCAUCUACGUGGUACGAGGCUCGGUGAGGGACAACCCUGCUCUGGAGCGGUCGGUCAUGAUGUGUAACGGAGUCUCCCAGUGGGUCCAGCUGAUGAUCCUCAGCAGACACACAGCCCAGCAGAGAGCGCAGGUCUUCACCAAGUUCAUUCACGUGGCUCAGAAACUUCGAGCUCUGCAAAACUUUAACACUCUAAUGGCAGUAACUGGAGGCCUCUGUCACAGCUCAAUCUCCCGCCUCAAAGACACAGCUAACCUGCUGCCACCUGACAUCACUAAGGCCCUGAGUGAGAUGACAGAGCUGCUCUCCUCGCGGAGCAACUACAGCAACUACCGGCGGGUUUACAACGAGUGCAGCGGCUUCAAGGUGCCCAUCCUCGGUGUCCACCUGAAGGAUCUGAUCUCACUGAACGAGGCCCUGCCGGACUACUUAGACGAGGAAAAGAUCAAUCUGAGCAAGCUGCAGCACCUGUACAGCAACAUCAACGACCUGCUGGCCAUUCACAGCUGCACGCCGCCCUUCGAGGCCAACAAAGACCUUCUGCAUCUGCUCACGCUCUCUCUAGAUCUAUACUACACCGAGGAUGAGAUUUAUGAACUUUCAUACACCAAGGAACCCAAGAACCCCAAGAUUCAGCCUGUAGCUCCAGUUAAAUCACCGGUGGUGGCCGAGUGGGGCUCAGGGGUCACCCCUCGGCUCGACCCUGACACCAUAUCAAAACACGUCAAACAGAUGGUGGAUUCCAUAAUGAAAAACUACGACCAGAACCAGGACGGCUACAUUUCACUAGAGGACUUUGAGAAAAUAGCAGCCAACUUCCCCUUCUCCUUCUGCACUCACGAAACUGACAGGCAGGGACAAAUCAGCCGUGAAGAAAUCACCUCUUACUUCAUGAGGGGAAUGUCUAUAUGUGCUAAGCUGGGCUACAACUUCAAUGACGCGCAUAACUUCCAUGAAACCACAUACAAACGGCCGACGUUCUGUGAUAUUUGUGGAGGCUUUCUGUGGGGAGUCAUCAAACAGGGCUACCACUGUAAAGACUGUGGGAUAAACUGUCACAGACACUGUAGAGAUCUGGUGGGAAUGGAGUGUGUGAAAAAGCAUAAAAACACAACCGGGUCCUGCCCGUGCACCCCCGCGCCUGACUCAAGAACCAAGGGCAACAGCUGGAGUUCAGAGGAGGAGACCUUCGUUUUCCCCCAAAGUAACGAGACAGAACACAACAAGGGCGCCCCUCUUUGGAAAAUUAACACCAGUGAUUCAACGCAAUUGGACCGCUCCACUCAGACAGAUCCUGGCAUAUGGACACCUGAGAAAAGGGACAAGAGGGGAUUCAACCACAACUCUCUCGUACACGCGUCCCCAGAAAGAAGGGUGAGACGCAGCAUGACUACUUACGAGGUCAGAACGCUGCCACAGAGGACUCGGGGCUGCUCCAUGCCUGUUUCCUUCCUGCAGGAGAAGAUGGAAGAGCUGCAUCUCUACAAAGACAAGAGCAGAGAGCCGGACUGACCACGUCUUCUAACGCCCUCCCCCCCCCCCUCCCCCCUCCCCACACACACACACACACACACGGACAAAUAGAGAAGACACCGCCAUGUCUCGGUGACUGGUGUUGAUCUGAACUGAACUGAUGAACUGAGAGUGUACCAGCAAUGAUAAAUGGACUGGAUAUAUGGCUAAUGGUUUUGCCAUGUUUUUAAUUUUUAUUUUUGUCAACCUGAUUAGAUUGACAUAUUGUUUUAGGUUUCGAACAUCUGAUUUCCUAUUUGUAAUUUAUGAACACCUCAUCUGUUUCUAGAACAAGUGCCUUGGUUCUCUGGUGCUAAGAUUCCUCUCAACCUCAAACCAUGUUGUUUAUGACAACCUACAGACAGACAAAAGGGUUUCAUGAAAUCCUACAUAUAUAUAUAUAUAUAUAUAUAUAUACGCAUAAUAAAUCCAGGGUAGGAAAUUAACACUAACCACCUCCAACAGAUUAUUAAUAAUAACUUUGGCAGCUAUAUUUGAAAACCCUGCUCACAAGUUUGGAAAGUAAGCCAGCACAGAAUCCUAAAAGCACAAUUAGUUUGACUUAGGAACAGGUGAUAUGAUGAUUUAUAUAGUAUAUAUAUAUACCAAUUUCCAACAAGUAGAUAUUACUAUACAGUUUAUAAGGGAUCUAUGCCUUUAGUAUCUUGUUGUAUUAGGCAAUGACAAUGUUGCAAAACACUGAGCAGGGCUUCUUUGUGGCAAUAUUGGAUUUACUGAAUUUCUCCAUGUAUGUGAUGAGUUACCUUACAUUGUCAGGAAUUUAAUUCACUGGAUUAAUUAGGCAUUUUUAAUUUCCAGAAAGUUAUUCAGCAUUAUUUAUAUUACUACCACUCAUCCAACCUCUUCUUUGGCUGGUCAAUAGUUUAAAAAAGGAGCUUGUGAAGUCAAAACUCAUGAUCCACUGUGACUACCAGUAGAAACAGUUUAUUUCCUGCCCUGACGACAUUUUUGACUUGCAAAUGUUUUCAAAAGUUCAUUCAAGGUUCAGCAGGACUGCACUGGAACUAUGCGUAAGCUCCAAAAUCAGCAAUUACUUUUUAGAGAUUUGUUUUUAUGUUUUUGUUCCUUAUCCACGAUUUCAAUCUAGUUCAAAAUGAGAGAAAUACACCAAGAAUGACAAAUCA
This is a messenger RNA of Thunnus maccoyii (southern bluefin tuna), 3373 nucleotides long. It is a transcript of the gene rasgrp4, whose product is annotated as RAS guanyl releasing protein 4. Gene Ontology annotation, molecular function: calcium ion binding; guanyl-nucleotide exchange factor activity. The record is from RefSeq and is a predicted model, not a curated record. Gene Ontology annotation, cellular component: plasma membrane. Gene Ontology annotation, biological process: positive regulation of GTPase activity; Ras protein signal transduction. Lineage: Eukaryota; Metazoa; Chordata; Actinopteri; Scombriformes; Scombridae. The coding region runs from base 63 to 2228 and encodes 721 amino acids. The transcript is spliced from 17 exons.